Messenger RNA from Malassezia restricta, 2175 nucleotides. RefSeq names its product breast cancer 2 susceptibility protein. Gene Ontology annotation, biological process: regulation of DNA-templated transcription; double-strand break repair via homologous recombination. The record is from RefSeq and is a predicted model, not a curated record. Lineage: Eukaryota; Fungi; Basidiomycota; Malasseziomycetes; Malasseziales; Malasseziaceae. The transcript is spliced from 2 exons. The coding region runs from base 1 to 2175 and encodes 724 amino acids.
AUGGCCGCCGCGCGUACAGAAAAAAGGCACAACUUGCCUGAUACCCCCAAGGAACUCUUGAUUCAAUUUGAUCACACGGAGAAUUCUCCGAAAACACGCGAUGACUCCAUGAUCGACGCGUUAUCCACGCACAAAAAUCAACACACAUUUUGGCGGCGUUAUAACAGCUGUACAUCAGUUUUCCCAAACUUGAAGGAGUCGAAAAAUGACCAAGCUGAUCCUUGGGAUGAAGAAAUUGAUUUUUUUGAGACGCUGGAUGACUCGGCCUGGCAAUUACUGGACGAGACGUCCAACAACAGCAUGAGCUCUUCUGAUCCUAUUGAUAGUAUGAAUGUACCAUGCUUUCAAAGGGCUAGCGGCAAGCGUAUCGCGCGUCCAAAUGCAGAAGCUAUGAAACUAGCUGCCAAGCGGCUCCGACUCGAUGAGUGGGACCAGUCAGAUACCCCUUCCGUUAAGGCAGACAAUUUCUCGAUACCCCAACAACAGGGCCACUUUGUUCCAUUGACAGUCGCCGCCACACCACCACGACCACGAACACCACUUGCAAAAUCACCCAUGUGCAGGCGAUCUUUUAGAAGUCCAUUACGUCCUAUCACACCACAACCCAAGCAAAUGUCCGUGGGUCUUAAUCCACGCACAUACAAGUCGGGUCUUUUGACGCCCCAAGGCCGUCCGCCUUUCAUAUCGCCUUUCAAAAAGGGUGUCAGUGCUACGUCAUUGCCUUCUGCGAGUCAUGCCUCACCUCCGAUGUUUAUUCUCAAGGCGCCUGAGAAACGAAUGUCUUACAAAGACGCCGGCAUUGUACCUUCUUAUUCACCAAGGCCUCAGGCUUCGUCAGACAUUCUGCAAAUUUUGCAGAAUCCAACUCAAGCAGCACAAUACGUGUUCCAUGGACAGCAUCAUAUACAGGGCCCAUCGGAAGCGUUGGAAGAGCUAGAGCGUCUUGGUGGUUUGCGCCUCACUCUCAAAUGGGUUCGGCAUCACUGGUCAUUGAUCUUGUGGAAGUUGGCAGCCUAUACGUAUUGGCGCCCAGGUAUGCAGCUAUGGUCUUUUGCUGAAUGCUUGCGCCAAUUGCGCUACAGAUACGAGCGCGAAUUUGUGCGCAAGCAUAAAAGUGCCAUCAAGCAAAUUCAGGAGCAAUUGUCCUCUUCUGCACGAUGUAUGGUGUUGUGUGUGCGACAGAUUCUUUUCUUUGACGAGGACGAGGGGACGUCGCUGAUGCUAGAACUGUCAGAUGGCUGGUACUGUAUCCGAGCUGAAGUUGAUGAACCGAUGCGUCGUGCUAUACAAGCUGGGAAACUGCGUGUAGGGCACAAGUUGGCGCUGAUGUGUACCAAGCUGCGGUCGUCGGGCGAGCCAACGGCCGUACUCGAUGCACUAUAUACUGCCGACCUGCAGCUGUAUGCAAAUUCUACCACACUUGCGCCUUGGGACGCAAAGCUUGGCUUUUAUGGCGGUUCAUUUGUGUCGAGUUUAUCGCGGCUUUUGCCAGAUGGUGGUGUGGUGGGCCGCGUUGAUGUGGUGAUUGAGCGUGUAUACCCUACAGGCUACAUGGAAGGGACGAUCGAUGCUCGAGGCACGGUUCAGUUUCAUGGCCAGCCACAGUACGGUGCUGCUGAGGAAGCUGAGCGAGAGGCACGGUGGCAUGGUCAGUAUGAAGCAGCGAAACUACAACUGAAUGCACGUGUCAAGCGCCUUAACAAGGCAGCCACCUGGCUUGAGACCCAGGUCGAAUCGGCUUAUGAAGAAAAGGACAUGCACGCGUAUAUCAAUGCGCUCGAAGAGCACGAUGAUCCAUCUUUGAUUCUGCGUGAUGCGCCUCUUUCAGGCGUACUUUACGCAGUACAAGAACGGCUGCAUGCCCUGAGCCAACCUAGUUAUGAGAUUCUGCCUCCGCGACAUACGCGUUCUUUCACGAUUGUGCGGGUGCGUGAGGCGCGACCGACGCGUCGGGAAAGCGGGCGUACUGUGCAGCUCACGGUCUGGAGGCAAGAAGGCACACCCUUGAUCAAGGAAGGUUCUCGCUACGAGAUCACGCAUCUUCUCCCUACUCAGCUACGGUCAUGGCGCCCUCGUACUCAUGUGGCGGAUGCAUUUUUGUCUACAACCCGAGAUACACAAUGGUACGUCCGCGGCACUUCGGGUGUGUCGACCGAGCGCGGCAGUGGAUGCUAG